UCACCUACGCCCUUUUCAAAUUCAGACAAGACGCCGGGCAAUGUGGCUGAACACUGCGGGUUUAAAAUGAAUAAAAUAAAUAUAUAAAUAGUAAUAAUAAUAAUAAUAAUAAUAAUAAUAAUAAUAAUAAUAAUAAUAAUAAUAAUAGUAACAAGCCAGCUACUAUAUCUGAUAACAAAGUAACAAUAAAAGGCGAUUUAAAAUGAAUAAUCGCACAGAAGUCAUAAUAAUUUCAAUAAAUUAAUAAGAGAUUACCCUUUUGGAUACAGAAGGAAACACGACUGUAGAAAAGAUCAAGCGAACGGCUUCUUGGGACUCACACGGAUCGACACGUCCGGUCCGCUAUGGGUCCGGCGCUUCAGUACUUCAUGCCGCGGCCCGGUCCGGACCCGAGGGGCGUGGCUCUGGAGCCGUUCGUGCACCAGGUGGGCGGGCACAGCUGCAUCCUGCGCUUCGACUCGGGGACCGUGUGCAAAGUGCUGAUCCGCCGUGAACACGACGUGUACCACAGCCUGCCGGCCGACCUGAGACCGUUCACGGCGCAGUACCGAGGUGUGGUCUUGGUCAGAGUGGAACAGUCCAAGACAGGUUCGAUCCUAUUGAUCGCCCACCCGGCCGGAAUGAACCAUGUCUCUGUGGCGGGGGUGUGCUGCCCCAAGAGGAACAGAGGCACUUCCUGGGGGAGAGAGGGGGAGAGGGUCGGAGAUAGUGCAGGGAGCCCCAAAACUCGUGACGAGACUCUGGAAGCCCUGAAGCAGCCUUACAUGCUGCGGCUGCCUCUCUCGGGCUGCCCACCUCGAACCCAGGACCUGCUGGCACAGCUCAACCCCUGGGCAAGGAGGCUGUACCAGUACAGGGUGGAGCGACUGAGAGAGGAGGGGGAGAGAGAGUUUCUCCUCCUGGAGGACCUGACUCAGGGGUUCAGGCUCCCCUGUGUUCUGGAUGUGAAGCUGGGGUGCCGGCAGCACGGCGAGGGGGCGAGUCUGGAGAAGCAGAGGAGCCAGAGCAAGAAGUGUGAGCAGAGCACCUCUGCAGAGCUGGGGAUGAGAGUGUGCGGCAUGCAGGUGUUUCAGCUGGAUUCUGAUCAGAUGAUUUUCCUCAAUAAGUAUCUGGGGCGCAGCCUGUCUGCGGAGGGCUGUCGGGGGGUCCUGGGGCAGUUCUUCCACAGCGGGGCGCAGCUGAGGCGUGGGGUCAUUGCGGGGGUCCUGACGAGGCUGGGGGAGCUGAGGGAGAUUGUGGAGAGGCAGGAGGGGUAUCGCUUCUACUCCAGCUCCCUGCUUAUCCUCUACGAAGGGGCAGAGCCCUGCUCGGUGGACAGUGUCAGGUUCGAUGUGCGUCUCAUAGACUUCGCUCACACCUCCUCUCCUCUCUUCUCGUCUCACGAUGGCGUGACUCACGGAGGUUCGGAUGCAGGGUUACUGCUCGGGCUGCGGAGCCUGCAGGGCAUGCUGGGAGAGAUCCUGAGGCAGGACCAGGAGGGAAGAGAAGGGCUGCAGAGACCCACGCCGUUAUAGCGACCGUACCCCCCCCCCCCACCCACUCCUCCACCAACACCCUUUACUUUCCACACCCACACCCCGUGUCUCAAAUGUAAUCUAAAAUGACUGUUUCAGAAGCCAGUAUCAAUGCUUCAACACUGGAUCUGUGUUUCUAAAUACCACAUCUCUCUCUCUCUCUGUCUUAGUCACACAAAUGACUUUAGUCUUAAAGCUGCAAUACACAAACCCACCAACAUGCCCGCUAUUAAACUGAUAACUCAAGACUCCCGCUGGCUUGUGUGUGGUUCAUUUAAAAACUAGACAGUACUGCCACCUUCUCGCACUGCAGAUCGGAAUCAGGGACAGACGUUAAAGCUACAGCAGGGUCAAGUCUCCCCUCUGAUCGCGGUGAGAGUGUGUUUCAUUCUCUCGUCUUUGUGUGACAGACCCUCCCUCUCCCUCAGUUUUAUAUCAGCUAAUCUGUGGUGUGUCUGUGUCUCAUGUUUCUAAGUGUUGGGUGUCUCCUCUCUGAUCGUGUUGAGAUUCUCUCUUGCGCGGUUUGCUGUGUCUGUCAUACAAAGAGUGCAAGAGAAUGAAUCUCAAGACGAUCAGAGGGAAGACACCCGACACUUCGAAACAUAUAACUCACUCUAAAUAAAAACCAAAACGCUGAUAUUAAGGUAUUUAAAUCUGGUUUUUUUAUAUUAUCACUCUCAGUGGUAAUAGGUCAUAUUAUCAACGUUACUUUCACCUUUGAGGUCUUGAAAGCUUUGGAUUAAUUGUUCAGUUUGUCCAAUUCUCUUUGUCUAAUGUUAGCACUCCUCUGUGCGUUUUAAUGCUGGGGAUGCCAUCAACACACAGAUGAUGUACAGGAAUUGUUGAUAUUUUUCAAUAUAUAAUAAAAUCACAACACACACGGUUUAUUUAAAGAAACUAAUAUUUUGUUUUUAUUCAGAACAUGGUUUUUGGUGGUUGCAAGCAAUGGGAGGCUUCUGAUUGGCUCAGCUCAGCCAGCACCCCGCCCCCUGGUGCAUUUCAGCCCCGCCCACCCCUGGCAUCAGGGUUUUCAGGGAGGAGCGUCAUUAGCUGGGGUGAGAGCACUUGACAGGCGGAUUAGCCAAUCAGAAGCCUCGGUUUCACAACGACAGAUUCCUUGUGGUUUUGGGACAAGCUGCUCAAUUCUUGUUCCAAAAACCAGCAAAGGUCUAAAAGUUUAUGAAACCACUUUUUUUUUUUUUACAAAUUAGAUUUCAUUUUUAAAAGCACAUCCCUUUUUUUACGCCAAAAAAACAUGUAAAAAGGAAAAUAAAGCUCAUAUUUAUGAAAAUGUACAAUCUCUUAUCUUCACCUUUUAUUAAUUAAAUUGAUAAUUCAGCAGCACAACAAUAACAGCAAAAAAAAAACAGAUUUGUACUGUAGAUAACAG
This is a messenger RNA of Acipenser ruthenus (sterlet), 2904 nucleotides long. RefSeq names its product inositol hexakisphosphate kinase 2-like. Gene Ontology annotation, molecular function: inositol hexakisphosphate kinase activity. The record is from RefSeq and is a predicted model, not a curated record. Gene Ontology annotation, biological process: phosphatidylinositol phosphate biosynthetic process; inositol phosphate biosynthetic process. The transcript is spliced from 7 exons. Gene Ontology annotation, cellular component: cytoplasm; nucleus. NCBI's taxonomy places the organism in Eukaryota, Metazoa, Chordata, Actinopteri, Acipenseriformes, Acipenseridae. Bases 345 to 1514 code for a protein of 389 amino acids.